AUGCUGGGAAUCACUUCACGCUUGCUGUUGAUUGCCACGCUGGCAGCCGGCGUAGCUGCUGCGCCGAGCGUGCGCGAGGCAGAGUGGGUGUAUUGGAUCACGAACCCUGUCAAGCCGGACGACGAUGCAGCGCACAGUGCUUCGCUCGAGCCGUGUUCGGUCGAGGUGGGCCGCAUGCCGUACGAAGGCUACACUGUCAAGCUGCACCGAGCGCCCUACGCCUCGGCGUGCGUGCGUGGCGUCAAGGAUGUGCAUGCCAGCGAGCUCGUGCGCGGUCCUGGAGAGGUGGUCCUCUUCCUGCCCGAGACGAUGGAGCGCGUGACCGGCGAGAUGGAAUGGUCGGCACGUCUUGGUAGUGCCAUGAGUAGCGCGCCCAACGCUGCUGCGGGGCAAGUUGCAUUCCAGCUCGCUGCACCCCAGUCGACGAUCCUUGCGGCCACGCACGACGUCUUUGCAGUGGCACUGGACGAGGCUGGCUUGGCGACUGCCGAUCGAUGGGCCACCUUCGACACUCGCCUGCACAGGAUGGACUUCCGACCCACCAACACGCUGCAGCUGAACGAGGAGGACCGACCGGAGCCGGUGUUCGGCAAGCCCAAGCACAACGCGCUCGUCAGCAAGAUCGCUUCGUCGAGUGCAUUGAAUCCGGCGCGCAUUGUGAAGGAUCUGCGCAUCUUGACGGGCGAAGACGCGCAGCCGGCCGAGGUGGGCGAGUGGCACAGUCGACACAGUUCGACGUACGGUGCGCGUCGUGCGGCGCAGUGGAUCAAGGAGCAGCUCGAAUUCAGCCUGGCUCCGCUCAACACCACGUGCGACUACUUCAACUACAGCGCGUACUUUUCGCCCAACAUCGUGUGCGAGAUCGCCGCCUCUUGGCAGGAGAAGGAGGAGGGGGAGGUGGUGUUGAUUUCGGCGCACUACGAUUCGCGCGGCUCGUUUGGAUCCACCACUGCGCCGGGCGGGGAUGAUGAUGGUAGUGGUACUGCUGCGUUGCUCGCCAUAGCGCGUGCGGUGGGUCAGGCUGCCGUCUCCUUUGAUAGCCCUGUUCGGCUGGUUGCAUUCAGUGGCGAAGAGCAGGGACUGGUGGGAUCGCAGAUGUACGCAAACCAUCUGCGCGAUACCAACGUCAAGGUGAAAUUCGCUCUGCAGAUGGACAUGCUCGCCUAUCGAAAGCCGGGCGAACCCAUGCAGAUCGCCUUUCCCGACAAGUUGGCCACCAAAUCCGCCACCCAGUUCGUCUGGAGGAUCGCCGACAUCUACGCGCCCGAGCUGCAGCAAGGCUAUACUCCCGCUUGCUGCAGCGACCAUCAGAGCUUCUGGGAGGCAGGCUAUCCGGCCACCUGGGUGUUCGAACGCAACGGCCCCAUCGCCGAUCCCAUGUACCACAACUCGGGCGACACCACCGACCGCGAAGGGUACGAUGUAAAGCAGCUCGCCGCCAUCGCCAAAGUCGUCACCGCUUCCCUCCUCCACCUCGCCGGCUUCAACCUCUAG
This is a messenger RNA of Moesziomyces aphidis, 1494 nucleotides long. The record is from the annotation of a GenBank genome assembly. NCBI's taxonomy places the organism in Eukaryota, Fungi, Basidiomycota, Ustilaginomycetes, Ustilaginales, Ustilaginaceae.